GGAAGCGGCGAGUCUCCAUGGCGGCGGCGGCCGGGCCGGUGUUCUGGAGGCGGCUGCUGGGCCUGCUGCCUGGCCGGCCCGGGCUGGCCGCGCUCCUGGGGCGCCUGUCCGACCGCCUCGGCAGGAACCGGGACCGCCGGCGCAGGAGGUCACCAUGGCUGCUGUUGGCUCCUUUGCUGUCGCCAGCUGUCCCCCCAGUCACCUCCCCGCCCUGUUGCCUGUGUCCGGAGGGUGUGCACAGGUUCCAGUGGAUCAGAAACCUGGUCCCAGAGUUCGGAAUCUGCAGUUCUCAUGUCAGGGUGCUUUCUUCCCCCACAGAGUUCUUUGAGCUCAUGAAGGGGCAGAUAAAAGGAGCCAAGAGGCGGAUCGUGAUGGCGUCUCUCUACCUGGGGACGGGUCCUCUGGAACAGGAACUGGUGGAUUGUCUCGAAAGCGCUCUAGAAAAGUCACUCCAAGCGAAGUUUCCUUCAGACCUCAAAGUGUCCAUUCUCUUGGACUUCUUGCGCGGCUCGAGAGGCAGGAAGAACUCGCGCACCAUGCUGCUCCCGCUGCUGCAGAGGUUCCCGGAGCAGGUCCGCGUCUCCCUCUUCCACACCCCGAACCUCCGGGGGCUGCUGCGGCUCCUGCUCCCAGAGCGCUUCAACGAGACCAUCGGCCUCCAGCACAUCAAGGUGUACCUCUUCGACGACAGCGUCAUCCUGAGCGGCGCCAACCUGAGCGACUCCUACUUCACCAACCGCCAGGACCGCUACGUGUUCUUGCAGGACUGUCCAGACAUUGCGGACUUCUUCACGGAGCUGGUGGACGCCGUGGGGGACGUGUCCCUGCAGCUGCAGGGAGAUGACACGGUGCAGGUGGUGGAGGGCAUGGUGCAUCCCUACGAAGGUGACCGAGCUGCAUACUGCAGGGCAGCCAACGCGAGGGUCAUGGACGUGAUCAACUCGGCCCGGACCCGCCAGCAGGUGCUGCACGCCCAGACCUUCCACGGCGACUCCCUUGUGACCCAGGACGAUGCGGCAGCCGCUGGUCACCGGAGGCCGGUGCCCGACACCUGGAUCUACCCGCUGAUCCAGAUGAAGCCCUUUGAGAUCCAGAUCGACGAGAUUGUCACUGAGACCCUGCUGACCGAGGCCGAGCGCGGCGCCAGGGUUUACCUCACCACCGGCUACUUCAACCUGACCCAGGCCUACAUGGACCUGGUCUUGGGCACGCGGGCCGAGUACCAGAUCCUGUUGGCCUCUCCAGAGGUGAACGGUUUCUUCGGGGCCAAGGGGGUGGCGGGCGCCAUCCCGGCGGCCUACGUGCACAUCGAGCGGCAGUUCUACAGAGAGGUGUGCAGCCUGGGGCAGCAGGAGCGCGUCCAGCUGCAGGAGUACUGGCGGAGGGGCUGGACCUUCCAUGCCAAAGGCCUCUGGCUGUACCUGGCGGGGAGCAGCCUGCCCUGUCUCACGCUGAUUGGCUCUCCUAAUUUUGGGUACAGGUCAGUCCACCGGGACCUGGAGGCCCAGAUCGCCAUUGUGACAGAGAGCCAGGCCCUGCAGCAGCAACUUCACCAGGAGCAGGGGCGGCUCUACCUGAGGUCAGGUGUGGUGUCCUCCGCCACCUUCGAGCAGCCGAGUCGGCACGUGCAGCUGUGGGUGAAGAUGGUGACGCCCCUGAUUAAGAACUUCUUCUGAGGACGACAGGGAUGGCCUUGAUGAAGAUGACGGGCAUGGCUGGCGUCAGCUCCUUCAGCCGCGCUUCAGCGAUGACUCCGGUCUGGGUGUCCCAGCGAGCUCCUGUGGGGACAGCGCCACAGUGAGGGAGGGAGGCCGGAAGGAGAGGCCUGGCCCUGCGUCCGCCACCCCGCCUGGCUGCGCCCCCGGUGCACGGCCCAGACGGACUGUGGACGGGAUGCCAUCGGGGCUGUGUGAUGGCCCGUGCCCCUCGGUCACCGGGCACAGCUCGGCUCUGCGCGGCCCGCUGUUCAGGGGCGGUGUCCCAGAACUCGCCUGCUGCCCGUCUCCACACACCCAUCGCUCCAGCCAAGGGACCGGUGCCCUGGCCCCCGCGCCGGCUGUCCCGUGUGCACACGCAGUGUGAUCGUACACACACGGGCUGUCCCUGAACGGCUGCUGUUACUUCUGCCCUAGUUAGUGACGUUUCUGUUUCCUGUCUGUAAUUCCAAAAUAAACAUGGAGGUGACCUGCUGUGCUGGUGUGUGCUGAUGUGGGAGUGGGCCCCUCACAGGAGGGCGAUGCCCUCGCUGAGUAGGACAGGUGGAAGUGGCCGGGAGUGGGCUCAGCUCAGAGUGGGGCUGAGGCGAUGGCUGGCCCGACGGUCCUGUGCGGC
Molecule: messenger RNA, 2331 nt
Organism: Molossus molossus (Pallas's mastiff bat)
Lineage: Eukaryota; Metazoa; Chordata; Mammalia; Chiroptera; Molossidae
Gene: PGS1
Product: phosphatidylglycerophosphate synthase 1
Exons: 10
Coding region: 18-1676 (552 amino acids)
Biological process (GO): cardiolipin biosynthetic process
Cellular component (GO): mitochondrion
Molecular function (GO): CDP-diacylglycerol-glycerol-3-phosphate 3-phosphatidyltransferase activity
Source: RefSeq, a predicted model, not a curated record